CUCGACUUCCUGCGCCCAGGGUUAUUAAACGUAGAAGCUGUUCUCGCCCGGGAUAAGGGCAUCGCAUACGCCAGGCCCGAAAUCAUAACGGAGCUCGAUGAUCAGACUACAAGAUACGCCAUACUUUCACAUCGCUGGGGAGCCGAGGUCAGUUACGAAGAGAUGAUUGGGUUGAUGAAGAUGGAGGAACACGAGAGGGAAGAAAUCAGGCAGCGCCAGGGCUAUCGGAAGAUCAUUAAGAGUUGCGAGCAAGCCCUGAAAGAUGGCUACAAAUGGCUGUGGAACGAUACGUGUUGCAUUGACAAGAGGAGCAGCUCAGAAUUAUCGGAGGCCAUUGACUCGAUGUUUCGAUGGUACCGGAAUGCUCAGGUGUGCUAUACAUACCUCCACGACCUUGACAGGCCAACCUUGCCUCGUGGACGACAUCUUAGCAAAUUCAGCCGGUCCAAUGGUUGGCCAGAGUGGUUUAUACGGGGCUGGACACUCCAGGAACUCAUCGCACCGAAGCACCUUGAAUUCUUCGACAAGGACUGGAGGUAUAUUGGCAACAAACGACGACUUGCACCCAUGUUGGAGAGAAUUACAAGAAUUCCGCGUGAAGUUUUGAAAGACGGCAUGGCCGCAAAACGUCUUAGUGUCGGCCAAAUUAUGUCGUGGGCAGCCGACCGGAAAACGACGCGAGUAGAGGAUCGAGCGUACUCGUUGUUGGGCUUAUUUGGCGUGAAUAUGCCGAUGCUGUACGGGGAAGGGAAGAAAGCAUUCCAAAGGCUACAGCUGGAAAUCAUUCGCGUAUCGAACGAUCACAGCAUAUUCGCAUGGAAACCACACUCGGAGGCACGACCGGGCAGUGUCCUAGCAGACGAUCCGAGUGACUUUUGGAAUUGUAGUCGCGCCAGGAAGGUCGAAUCUGACGAGUUCGCCAACAAACUAGUGAAGUACGUGGGCAAUGUUCAUCUGGGCAGCCCGCGGUCCAUUUUCGGGACCAACAAAGGGGCUCAUCGGCGCAAACUUGCGGCACUGCGUGACACCGCGCUCAGCCAUCAGCAUUGCACAUUCUCUGUUAGCAACGCGGGCAUCCAGGUGUGGUUACCAAUCUUACCCUCUCGCGAGUCUCCGUGUCACUUCGAGGCUAUAUUGGCAUGCACAUACUCUGAUCAGGAUCUGGUCACCAUCGACUUGGUAUCUUCUGGGUCCAGUUUUGAAAGGUCCUUCCGCAUUACUCGUACCCGCAAGACGUAUCCAGAGUUCAAGACGCUCUAUUUCGCUCAUUACCAAGAUGUUAAUGAGAUGCACCGUGAUUUUGCACUCGAUGAUAGGAACACUUCACAUUGUGGUUUCGCCCGCUGCGGCACCUUCCCGCGCGAGUUCACGGGCGACUCUGUCACACUUACGUCCCUCACAGAUGAUCUCAUAGUCAUAGUCUAUGCCAAUGGUGAUAUCAGAUCUCGCUUUGCGGUUGGCCUCGGAUACUACCUGGGCAAAGGAUGGGUGCACGUCAUUCACGAUGAACCCACUGCAACUAAAGAGAUGAACUGGGCACCAUGGUCUGAUUUCGCCAAAGAGGCGUGUCAACGAAUGUGGAAUGUGCGUGCAGAACUUGCUCAGGCUAUGCCCACGUACUCUGGAGCAGACAACAAAGAGCACCACUGCGACACCUUCAUCAAGCGUGCCCACCUACCCCGAUCAAUCUGGGACGCAAGGGUAGUAUGGGGUAGGUGGGACACAGACAACUUCAAUGUCAUGGUUGAUGUCGAGCAAUGCCCUGGUUGUUGUAGUGGCCCGUGUGAGUGGGCGGAAACAUCUAACGAUGGAGAUGGUCUUGAUAUGCCAGGGCUGAUGCAAACAGUGUGUCACUCAUACCAAUUGGUACUGGACGGGUGGCCAGUACAGCUUGAAGAAUGCUCUAGUCCCCAGACUAUGCUGGGUGAUUAUGGCAGCUAUUCCAAUGAUGAUUUUACACGUGAUGGAAAUAUAUUUGAAGAUAUGCAGGCAAUUGGCAUUGACUCUACAGAUUUAGCUUAUCUCCCGGUGGCCCCUUGUGUGUCCAGCAUCGAGCACUGUUGGCCUAAUUUACAGGAUCGAGAUGACAUUGUCAUGGUAUAUCAUGAUGGAAAAAAACACCUGGCGCUGCAUCAACCGAAAGGCCUCUCUCUUCCCGCCAACGAUCGUUUCGUGCUGCUAUUGAAGGCUUUAUCUACUCGUCUUGCCGGAAAAUGUUUGGUGACGUCAGUCGUACAAUGCUCAGAUGUCUAUGGGGUUGAUGAUGAGGGAGAACGAAGGGAUCUGGGAGGUGACUCGGUAUCGGACAGCGUCAAUCACUCAACAGAACCAAUGACUUUCACUCCGUUAUGCACGAUCGCAAGUCCACAAGUUUGGCGAAGAGGGCCAGCUUGUCCAGAGAGGAGGGAACGGCUCAAAUGUAUUCGGGAACACUUUUUCGCCCUGGUGAAUCUGCGGACUGAAGCUCGUCACAAGCCUGUGAAUAGACAGGAGAAAGACACAGCUAUCAAGUUCUUUUCAGCCAUUUUCGGUCUCGAGUACCUGAGAAAUUAUGUGCGUAUCAUUUAACCUUUGAAUAUCUCAUCGGUUCGUGUUAUGUUCACAAACUCAAAAUGCAGGUCGGCGAGAUAACAUUCUUCAAAAGGCUCCCCUCGAUGAUGAAAACCGAGUUACGCAGUGAGGUUUCCAUAGGCAACAUGCAGGAUCAGCCUGUCACACUAACACCCCAAUCGACAUUGUCGUUCACCAGUUGGACAAUGACACGUAAUGCAUUCAAGGGC
Messenger RNA from Pisolithus orientalis, 2780 nucleotides. RefSeq lists its product as uncharacterized. Bases 163 to 2568 code for a protein of 801 amino acids. The record is from RefSeq and is a predicted model, not a curated record. NCBI's taxonomy places the organism in Eukaryota, Fungi, Basidiomycota, Agaricomycetes, Boletales, Pisolithaceae. The transcript has 9 exons.